Molecule: messenger RNA, 1959 nt
Organism: Saprolegnia parasitica CBS 223.65
Lineage: Eukaryota; Oomycota; Saprolegniomycetes; Saprolegniales; Saprolegniaceae
Exons: 7
Source: RefSeq, a predicted model, not a curated record
AUGGCAACAACGUCACUGUGGGCGAACCCCGUCGUACGCCUUCUACUUCUCGGCACCCUCGACGACGCCAGCCCUCUUUACCACCUACGCGGCCACACCGAUAUCUUGCGAACGAUCGUCGAGCACCUUCGAGUGCUCUGGCGGUCCCAGCUGCUGCACGAUGAGCGAGGCUACGUCAAGCUGGGCGACAUUGGAUUGCUACCUGGUGACAUCGACCGAGACGAGGUGCUUCGCCACAAUUCUUUGCUCGUGGACUUUCCACCGCCGCUCACGCACCUCGUUGACGGCGAGACGCAGCCAAAGCCAUAUCACGUCAACAUGAUGCCGUUCAUCAUUGGCCAAGCACGAACGACGCUGCCAACCGAGUGUCGGCGGUAUUUGACGGUCCACGAAGGUAUCGUCGAGGUGAAUACGUCGCAGCGCCGCCCAGGCCUCCACGUCGAAGCUCCAAACGGAAGCAAGCUCAUGAACAAGGCCGGGGCUGGGCAAUCGCACUCGGAGGAGGCAAGAGAUACGCUGGGGCGUGGCUGGGUUCACACCAACCACUUGAUUGGCGGUAUCUACAUGGCGUCGACGAUUGCGAAUUCCUGCAGGGUCUGGAACACGGUCGUCGCAGAUGAAAACGAUAUCGUCGGUGCCCACGGCGACGUGGAUGUCCUCCACGGUGUCUUGGACCGUGAGCGUGAUGACUACUACGAGCCGCAAGCCAAUGAGCUGUACUGGAUCACAGAUCGGACGCCGCACGAGUCCCUUCCGGUGACUGAAACACAGUUUCAGCAGUACUUCCGCUUCGUUACGAGCAACAUCUCGCACUGGUUUGCAGAGCACUCGACGCCCAACCCACUCGGCAUUCAGCCGACGGCCGCGAUCGUCUACGGCAACAAGUUUACGGGCGCUGGCUUUUCCGAUCUCCGGCGCCGCAACCGCAUCAAGCAGAAGCGGCUGCGCGAGCGCGUAGCCGCCGAGCGCCGGAGCCUCCGCGCGCAGGUCGCGACGCUCUGCAAGGCGCUCGCAGCGUCGGCGCACAAGCCCAACGAGACGCUCUUAAGCUGGAAGACCAUCGCCGCCGGCCUCGCGCGGUCGACCGUCGAGUCGCGCCUCUCGUCUGUCAUGCUGCGCCAAGAGCUCGAGCGUACAUUGACGCUGAGCGGCCGCAUCCAAGCCUGGGUGGCGUCUAUGCACCCGAGCCGGACCCUGCUUCCGGCGGCGCCGUUUAGCUGGAUCAACGUUACGCUUGUGGACGAUAUUGCGUCGCGCAAGGUUGGUCUCGACUGGUACACGCAGCACUUGUAUUUCAACACGGAGCGCAUGGUGGCCCUCUGCAAUUUUCCGUCGCAUGGCGCGAUCAUGGACAACCUCAUCCUGGAGCUGGGCCAAGACCUUGUCGACCUCAUUGGUCGCAUUCAAAUCGACUAUGAGCAGCCGCUCGAGGCGACGUAUGCGCUUUUGCGGGAUACAAUCUGGGCCGAGCUGCGGGGCGAUACGCACUCGUUUGUGUCCGAGUUUCUUGACCAAGAGCUCACGCAAGCGAUCGACCCGACGAUGCUGUACCGCCGGACGGUACUCGAAGUCGACGAGAGCAACUACUACGUCUGCCGUGAGUUUACCAGCGACGACCGGAUCGUGUUUUUGUUUGGGAAUUUCAGCCAAGACGCGCGGCAGCCCGAGAACCACCGCUGGCGUCCGCGACUCUUCUGGUAUAUCUUGGAGCGCCAUGGCCCCAACCGAACGCGACUCAAGGUCAUCAUGUACAACGGCCCGAAAAUGGUUUACGGUCGGCUCAAUACGUGGCGAAACGUCCUGGAAAGCGUCAACGAGUACAACCCAGAAAAGACCGACGCGCAGCUCUUUGCGCGGUACCGCGAGCUCGUCGACGAGCAGUUUUACCACCUCUUGCGUGUCGACUAUGCAUCGCUGACGCUGCAGGCCGGUGAGAUCGACCGCUCGGCCGUCGAGAAC